This is a messenger RNA of Gadus chalcogrammus (walleye pollock), 1281 nucleotides long. RefSeq names its product zinc finger protein RFP-like. The record is from RefSeq and is a predicted model, not a curated record. Gene Ontology annotation, molecular function: protein binding. The transcript has a single exon. NCBI's taxonomy places the organism in Eukaryota, Metazoa, Chordata, Actinopteri, Gadiformes, Gadidae. The coding region runs from base 127 to 1143 and encodes 338 amino acids.
GUCAAUUUCCUCUUAUCAGAUCUGGCUGCUCAGUUUAGAACAACCGUACGAGUUGAAGCGGAGGAUGAGGAGGAAUAUGACGUGAAGACGGUCGAGUUGGGAAAGAUUGUAUCUAAAGUUCAGCAGAUGAUCCAGGAGAGAAGGGGAAAGAUUAAGGAGAUCAAAGACACGGUAGAAAUGAACAAGAAAGAUGCAGACAGAGAGAUAGCCGAUGGUGUGCAGGUCCUCGAAGCUCUGAGGCGCUGCAUUGAAAAGUGCCGGGAUGAUCUCAACCAAAUGGUUAAAGAGAGACUGAAAUCCACAGUGAAUCAAGCUGAAGACCUCAUCAAAGAGCUGGAGCAGGAAAUAGAAGAUCUGACCAAUAGAAGCUUAGAGAUGAAGCAGCUCUCACAGACUAAAGACCCCCUCCACUUCCUCCAGGCCUUCAGAUCCCUGAAGGAUCCUCCACCCACCAGGGACUGGACGACGGUGGAGGUUCGUCCUCCGUCAUACGUAGGGACCUCGAGGAGAACCCUGGAUCAGCUGGAGGAGACACUGAACUCGCAGAUGAAGAAGCUGUGUGGUGCUGAACUGAAGAGGGUCCAGCAGUAUGAAGUACAUGUGACUCUGGAUCCUGAUACAGCUCAUCCCAGGCUCAUUCUGUCUGAAGAUGGGAAACAACUACAUGAUGGAGAGGUGGUCAAGAAACUCCCAGACAACCCUAAGAGGUUUACACGGCAUGUAUAUGUUCUCACGAGACAGAGCUUCUCCUCAGGGAGAUUUUACUUUGAGGUUCAGGUUAAAGAUAAGGCUGCAUGGUGUUUAGGUGUGGCCAUAGAGUCCAUCAACAGAAAAAGUCAGAUCACAGAGACCCCUGAGAAAGGUUUAUGGAUUCUUUACUUCAACAAGGACGGGUUGGUAUUUAGAGACCAUCCUGUUGUCCGUCUCCCUCUGAGAGCUGAGCUCCAGAAGGUGGGGGUGUUUGUUGAUUAUGAUGAGGGUCUGGUCUUCUUCUAUGAUGUGGAAGACAGGGUUCAUAUCUACUCUGCUACUGGCUGUACCUUUAGAGAGCCUCUCUAUCCAUUCCUCGGUCCAGGUCGCUAUAAUUAUGAAGGUAACAACUCUGCCCCCCUUAUCAUCUCACCCGUCAAUCAAUCAGACUAGGACCUUUGUUUAAUAAUAAAAUAAUCAAACAACCAAAAUAACUAAUGUGGUUUCUUGAAUAAGAAUCUCUUGUGAGAUCUGAGAGAACUGCAGUAAUGUCUUACUUAACAUAACAAGGAACAUUUCAUUAAGAAAAGA